Melospiza melodia melodia is the source of this 5333-nucleotide messenger RNA. RefSeq names its product solute carrier family 34 member 2 (gene SLC34A2). The transcript is spliced from 14 exons. The record is from RefSeq and is a predicted model, not a curated record. The coding region runs from base 415 to 2442 and encodes 675 amino acids. Lineage: Eukaryota; Metazoa; Chordata; Aves; Passeriformes; Passerellidae. Gene Ontology annotation, molecular function: sodium:phosphate symporter activity. Gene Ontology annotation, cellular component: brush border; vesicle; apical plasma membrane. Gene Ontology annotation, biological process: intracellular phosphate ion homeostasis; sodium-dependent phosphate transport.
AUCUGAUUCUCCUUCACUUCUGUUCUUAGGCAGAUUAAUAGGCACCUGAACAGACAAAUAACAGUACUACAUCUCCUUCACACUCUUUUGACAGACUUUUGAGACUGCAAAAUAUUUUUGGAAAAUUAUUAUUGGAAAAAAGAUUACUGAAUGAUCAGGCGGACAGCAAUUUUGCAGGCUGGAACAAUUAGUUCUCCAGCACUCACAUGAGCACAUUUGUAACUUGUACUUAAAUGCUGAUGGGACAUUUUUUAGAAUGUGAUAAGUGUGAAAUAACCCAUAGUUUUAUCAGUGGUGGUUGCUGCCCACUCCUGCAAAAAAAAGUUUUAUUGUGAUCAUUAAGUUGCAGGUUUCAGUGGCUGCCCAGUUGAUCCGUUCACUCUAUUGUCUCGGAAUUAAGUCGUGUCACAGAUCAUGGCUCCCUGGCCGGAGGUAGAAAAGCCUGAAACCAACAAUUAUAUUGGGGACUCUUCCAAACAAAACCAGAACAUGGCUGGGAAAGAAGGAGAAAAUCACAAAGGCAACGUGGCUUCACUUGGAAAUAAAGGGGAAAUUCAACCUGCAUUUUCCACAGUAGCUUUGAUAGAUGAGACAAGACCAGAAGAAGAAGACCCGUGGGCUCUGCCAGAACUGCAGGACACCGGGGUCAAGUGGUCAGAUCUGGAUACAAAAGGAAAAGUCAUUCGUGUACUCUAUGGCAUAGGGAAGUUCAUUAUGCUCCUUUGCUUACUCUACAUGUUUGUGUGUUCUCUGGAUGUACUGAGCUCUGCUUUUCAACUGGUAGGAGGUAAAGCAGCAGGGGACAUAUUUAAAGAUGAUUCAGUGCUCUCAAAUCCUGUUGCGGGACUGGUGAUCGGAGUUCUGGUGACUGUGAUGGUCCAGAGUUCCAGCACCUCCUCAUCCAUCAUAGUCAGCAUGGUGUCCUCCACAUUGCUGACUGUUAGAGCAGCUAUUCCUAUCAUCAUGGGAGCAAACAUUGGCACCUCAGUUACAAACACAAUUGUGGCACUUAUGCAAGCUGGGGACAGGAAUGAAUUUAGAAGGGCCUUUGCUGGGGCAACAAUCCAUGAUUUCUUUAACUGGCUGGCGGUGUUUGCACUGUUACCUGUUGAAGUCAUUACUGGCUAUCUCUUCCAUCUCACCAAUGUUAUAGUUGAGUCCUUUCAACUUGAAAGUGGUGAGGAUGCUCCAGAGCUACUAAAAGUUAUCACAGACCCCUUUACAAAGCUCAUCAUUGAGCUUGAUAAAUCAGUAAUAAAUGCAAUUGCCAUGAACGAUGAAUCAGCAAAAAACAAAAGCCUGGUAAAGAUCUGGUGUGUGACUGAAACCAAUGUGACACUGCAGAAUGUCACAAUUCCACCUUCCGAAAACUGCACAUCUCCUGAGUUUUGCUGGAGUGAAGGAAAUACGACAUGGACCCUCAAGAAUAUAACUGAAACAGACUACAUCGCUAAAUGCCAACACAUCUUUGUAAACUCAGACCUGCCUGAUCUUGGUAUCGGGCUCAUCCUUCUGGCUUUGUCCCUGCUUGUUCUCUGCUCCUGUUUGAUAGCCAUCGUUAAGCUAUUAAACUCUGUGCUUAAAGGACAAGUGGCCAGUGUUAUCAAGAAGACAAUCAACACUGAUUUUCCAUUUCCUUUUACUUGGCUGGCUGGAUACCUGGCUAUGCUCGCAGGGGCUGGUAUGACCUUCGUUGUCCAAAGCAGUUCUGUUUUCACAUCUGCCAUUACACCCCUUGUUGGCAUUGGCGUUAUCAGCAUUGAGCGCUCUUACCCGCUCACCUUGGGAGCCAACAUUGGCACAACCACAACAGCUAUACUUGCAGCCCUGGCAAGUCCUGGGAGUACAUUAAAAUAUUCAUUACAGAUUGCCUUGUGCCACUUUUUCUUCAAUGUCUCUGGGAUUAUUCUGUUUUAUCCGAUACCUUAUACCCGCCUGCCAAUCCGCAUGAGCAAGACCUUGGGAAAUAUAACAGCCCAGUACAGAUGGUUUGCUAUAUUUUAUCUUCUCCUCUGUUUCUUUCUGUUGCCUUUGUUUGUAUUUGCUCUGUCACUGGCAGGCUGGGGAGUCCUUUUGGGUGUUUGCCUUCCCCUGUUUCUUCUUUUUAUUGCUGUGGUUGUAAUUAAUGUUAUGCAGAAAAGGAAGCCACAUUCACUGCCUGAGAAGCUCCAAAACUGGGAUUUCCUACCUGUGUGGAUGCACUCCCUAGAGCCCUGGGACAAUAUACUUAUGGCUUCCCUUGCUUUUUGUGGGAAACACUGCUGUGGCUUCUGCAAGUGUUGCAAAGUCAAUGCUGAACAGGAGGGUGCCAAAGACAACCAGCUAAAAACUAUGGAAGUUUAUGAAAACACCAUGGCAAUGGCUGAUGAUGAAAGAGGUGGAAGAAGGGCACCAGCAGUAGCUUGUGUUGACAAAACAGGCACAAACAACACAGCAUUAUAGUAUUGGAUCCAUGCAUAUUAGCAGAGAUACAGCACAGGACAGCCAGGCUCAUCAAAACCACCUUGGACCUUGCACUGAGGACAGAGUGAACAUUUUGUUAGGUUUCUGAAGCCAGUGAUACAUCACUCAUCAAGGAAGGGUGUGAAAACAAGCUUGACAGAGUCCCUAGAAUAUCUCUGCUCAGUUCCAAAGCUAAUGACAGAUUUGCUUACAGAGGAUCUUCUAUGUGGUACCUUCCUCCAAUGUUAUCGGUAGCAAACAAAAGAAAUCCUGAUGUAGUCCCAUGAAGAGAGGGAUGACAGAAGUGGCAAUCAAUUAAAACUUAAAAAACCCAAUAAAUAAUGCACUUGUAGAACAGCCUUUCUGACCUACUGACUCAGCAGAAAUUACUUCAUAAUACCUAAGAAGUCCUUGAAAUUUAAAAGAAAAAAAAGCAGGGGGGAAGGGGAAAAAAAGGGAAGAAAAUAAAAGGGGGAAUCCCACUGUUUUCGUUGACCUGUCUGCAGUGGUCAAAAUGUAAAACAGUAGCUUUCCUAGAAUCCUAGAAUAGACAAAAUCUAUUCUAUGUAUGUGAAGGAAAACGAAAUGCUGGGACAUCCUUCAGAAGCUCUUGGAGUCCUACUCUGGCAUAAGAGUGUACCUAACCCCACUGGAGCCCUCUCUGUCUCCUCUAACAGCGGGGACAGGAGCUACAGCCUUUUGCUAUCUCAGGCUAAAGACCACAAAGGCAAUUGCUGCUCCCUCUGCCUGCUGAAUGCUAAGAACUCUGUAUGGAGACAUUGGGUUGCUACCAAAGGUCUUGGCUGACUGAGGAUGUGAUUGUGUGGCCAUUCCUCUCUCUAGAAGGCCCUGCUCACCAUGUAAUGCCACAGCUAUGGGCUGGUGCAGGAAGGAGGACACGUAGGAGAGGACAGAGCUGUGCCAGCCCAGGCUGGUGCCCGGGGAUCUGUGUGCAGCUGUGGCUCCAUUUGCCUGAGCCACAAAAGGAGUUUUCAGGGUAGCAAUGGAGAUUGACUUUAGUGCUACAACAGAGGGAGCCCGCAGAGCAGAUUGUGGCUAGCACAGGGCAUUUGGCAACGUUUACUGGAGAGAAAGGGGCUUCCACCACCCCUUUGUGCUCUGAACCACCCUACUUGGAGAUAAUGUGAAUUUUACUGGCAAUUGUAUGUAGCAAUCCAAAUCCCAAAUAAAAUCCAUAAGGAGUGUAGUCACUACAAUGCCUAGCAAAUCCAUGGGUAGUGCAAUACUUGAUAGGGAGCUGCUUGUGCUCAAAUUUUACCUUAGUGAUGUUUUAGUAAAUGCUUGUGAGACUGCUCUGAAUCAGGGGCUGACAGAAGGCAUAAUUUCAGAAGAAGAACAUUUCAAAGAUGCACUCAGUACUUCUGCUGGUUUUCAACAGCUUAGACAUUACUGAGUAUGGGACAGUAUCUGAAGUCCAAUCACUAAUGUUCAAAAAAAAUUAGACGGCUGAGUGUAAACCAAGUGUCAUUUAAAGCCCAUUUAAGUGGCUGAAUUUUAAAUUAAAUGUGUAAUGAAAAUGCUGAGAAGACCUUUAGUGUAACAAAGCUACUCAGUGCUGCUAGAACACAAUUUCUUCUGAAUAGUUGUUUUUUGCAGAGCUUGGAAUUCAGCAGGUUAAAUUCAGCAAUCAAGUAAAUACAUACAGUUUAGAAGUGAAAAUUGUUUUCAUUUACUUUUUUAAGCUAACAGUAAAACUGGCAAACUAUGUGUUUGCAAAUUGCAUUCAAACUGAGAUUCUAACUUUCGUAAUUGUGAGCCAGUGACAAAAUGCUUAGAAUCGGAGUGAAAUUCCAAAACCAUCUAGUUUUGGUAUAGUUCUGCUCUUUUGGAGUGUAGUACCAAACAGCAGAAUUAUGUCAAAUGUUCUUUUUAUUUUCCUUAUGCUUCAUAUAUUUGAAACAAUUUUGUCAGCAUCUCAUUUUUAAAGUGGAAUUUUUAUAUUUUCAGUAAUUUUUCUUUAUUUUAUUCUCACAAUUCUGGAUACUUUUUGAAUCUGUUUCUUUAAAUCCCAAUGUGCAUUUCCCAUGCCCUAUUUCUCUGGGAAAAUAUGAGAAAAAUAUCCAGAAUUGUUUUCAAGUUAUCUUACGUUUCCAUUGACCACCCAUCGAAAGAGGAAACAUUUUAGUCUACUUUUACUCAUUUCUUGAACAACAUGCACCUUAUUUUGCCUCUUGAAGUGAAGCCUUCAAGAGCAGUGAUAAUAACUGUGGGAAAGCAAUUCUUGCAAACGAGUCAGGGUAAUAAUUGUCAGGCAUAUCAGUACUUUAUGGUUCCUCUCUGAAACGUCUCCUCUCCUUGCUCCAGGUCAUACCGUGCCAUUGUGUUAAGCAGAUUCCAAGGAGUAUUUCUGUUUAAUACAGCAUGCUAUGUCCUGGUACACUCACCCCCACACUCUUACUAAAAGAUAUUUACUCUUUAUUUAUAAUUGUUUGAGUGUACAGAAUUUUUCGUAACUUAUAGAGAAAAAGGCUCGUGAUUGUGUUAUAUAUUACAUAUUUGAAAACUAUGCAAUGUUUAUCUAUAAAAAUGUAAAAAGGCACUACUGUAUAUUUUGUAAUAUAACUUUUCAAUUGUUUGUAACUGUGUAUACUGUGUAUUAUGGAGACUGUUGGCUCCAUCAAUAGGUUACUUAAAGAUUGUUAGUAAUGCAGAGACAGAUUUCCUAAAGACGAAAAACAACUGUAGACUUUGAUAAUAUGGCUUAAUGCACAAGGAUAUUGAACAAUAUGUUUCUAAAAGAUUUGAAUUUUCUGUAAUGAGAAAUUUUGGAGAUACAAUGUUUCUAAAAUACUUUUUUAAACUCUUAAACACUUUAUCUUUUACCUCUUUCAAGGACAGUAUAUGUCUUUAUAUUUUGUCAUGAAUGUUCA